AUGGCCGAUUCGUACGAAAACGACGAGGACGUCCUCCAAAUGAUACAGCAAAUAAAAAAAAUAACAAAGGAGAGUAAACGCAAGUUCGAAAACGAAAUCGAUUACUUGGUGGAAGACACCAAGUCCAAUCUGCUCACUCAUGUUGAUGAAGAAAAAAAUAGUAUUAAAAAGGAAGCGGAGGAGAAGCUAAACAACUACCGAGAAAACCUCAUAAAAUAUGAGAAGGGCAUAAAUGAGAAGAGGCGCCAUUACCUCAAGCUGAAGUCCGACCUGGCCACCGUGGUGAAUAACUACAAGAAGAGGAUGAAGGACUUCAACAUGGAGACGGAAAACUUCAAGCAAACGUACGAGCGCGACAAAAAAGAGUUAGAGGACCUGGAGGACAGGGAGUGGUCCGAACUUAACACUCACUGCGUCGAGCUUUUAAGCAAAACCAAAUCGAAUAUGUGCGCCACGAAAAAUGAAACGAAUAAAAAGCUUAGAAAGAUCGUCUUUUUCUUACGCGAAGUUAAACGGAUUUCAACUAUGGUUUUCCCCUUAACGUUGCUGAAGUGCUCGCAGAAUCAGCCGGUGAUGGUGGAGCUGAAAAAUGGAGAAACAUACAGUGGCUUCCUCGUGUUUUGCGAUCGCUUUAUGAAUUUACACAUGAAAAAUAUAAUAUGCACGUCAAAGGAUGGGGACAAAUUUUGGAAAAUCUCUGAAUGUUACGUCAGGGGGAAUAGCGUUAAAUAUAUUCGAGUUCAGGAUGAGGCCAUUGAUCAAGCCAUAGAGGAAACCAACGAACAAAAAGCGAGAAAUAUUGGCAGAGGCAGGGGAGGAAGAGGUAGGGGACGUGGGCCUGGCAGGGGCACAGACAACAGGGGUGGAAGAGGAGGCCAAAUGCGAGGAGGAAGAAGGGGAUUCUAA
Molecule: messenger RNA, 906 nt
Organism: Plasmodium fragile
Lineage: Eukaryota; Apicomplexa; Aconoidasida; Haemosporida; Plasmodiidae
Exons: 6
Coding region: 1-906 (301 amino acids)
Biological process (GO): P-body assembly; nuclear-transcribed mRNA catabolic process; mRNA splicing, via spliceosome
Cellular component (GO): spliceosomal tri-snRNP complex; P-body; U6 snRNP
Molecular function (GO): U6 snRNA binding
Source: RefSeq, a predicted model, not a curated record